This is a messenger RNA of Nicrophorus vespilloides, 1749 nucleotides long. RefSeq lists its product as uncharacterized. The record is from RefSeq and is a predicted model, not a curated record. Lineage: Eukaryota; Metazoa; Arthropoda; Insecta; Coleoptera; Silphidae. Gene Ontology annotation, molecular function: ligand-gated monoatomic ion channel activity. Gene Ontology annotation, cellular component: membrane. Bases 1 to 1749 code for a protein of 582 amino acids. The transcript has 7 exons.
AUGGUGAACAUGCAACUGUUCUUCAACGUACUUCUCAUGAAAUACUUCGAAGAUUCCAAUUGCGUUUACUACAUGAAUAAAGGAGAUGAAAAUAUUAUCGGUGAGAUAAAGAAUAAACCAAUGGUGAUUUUCAACCAAUUCGACUGUAUGGAGUUUUAUGAAAACUUCGCUUGUCAAGGUUUCAUAAUUUCAUCGCCGGAUCCCAUACAAGUUUUGAAAAGUGUCGAGUUUCAACUGAAAUACGUUAAAUUCGCUCGCUUCAAUCGUCGUAAAUAUUUACUCGUAACAAGUAACGAAACCGAGUUGAAUGAUGAGGUUUUGAGGAUGAUACCUAAAGUAGUUUUGGCCAUGAAAAUGAAGCGAAUUGAAGAUUGCUAUGAGCUAUUUACUUUAGAGUAUAUUGGGACGGAUAAUCGAACCGUUUCUUUGGGAACUUUAUGUGACGGAAACGAAUCUAUUAAAUAUGAUUCUUUUGGAAUCGAGAAAAGGAAUUUUAUGGGUAAAGUACUCAAGUUGCCGAUGUUUUCUACUCCACCUUACGUGGAUCUAAGCAGUAAGAAAGGUAUUGAAUUACCGUUAUUUUUGACGUUUUGCGAGAAGUAUAAUUUCACUGCGAACAUGAUCUUGGAGGAGGAUAAAUGGGGAAGUGUUCAUGGAAAUUUUGUUGGUGUCGGAGCUUUGUACAAAACUGCUAUUGGAGCUACAGAUCUUACUAUGGGUGGUUAUUAUCGCAUGGAAAAGAGGCAUUUCUACAAUGAUUUUUCUGAUUACACAACUCGUUCUGCAGUUAGUGUACUUGUACCAGAACCCAGAUUGAUGAGUGGAUGGAAAGAUUCAUUCAGGUCAUACACAUUGAAUACUUGGAUUGCAACCAUCUUAAUGUUCGUGUUUUUGGUGAUAGUCAAAUACGGGAUGGAGAUAUUUCGAAGAAGAUAUAUUUUACGCAAAAACGUCACAAACCGUUGGGAGAUGCUUUGCAACGAGAUAUUUUAUAUAAUCUCCUUAUACCUGCAUCAGUCUGUACAAAUCAGCCUUCGCAUCUUCACCGGAUUCGUGAUAUUGUUUUGCAUCUUCUUGGAAGUGUUUUAUUCCUGCAGAUUAGCCAGCAUCAUCGCAAAACCAACUUACACAGAUGUGAUCUCAAGCAACGCUGACCUUGAGAAAAGCGAAAUCAAAGUAAUUGGAUUGACGACUGGUUACAUUGCCAUUAUAUUGAACGAAAAAAAAUAUCAAAGCAUUGUUAAAAGGUUCAUCGAGAUCGAUGAUAAAACUUUAAUGGAAUAUUUGGAAGGUACUGAAGAUGUUGCAAUAGCAGUGGAUAAUUUAGAAAAAGGUGCGAAUUCUGAAGUUUUCACGAUCUUCGACUAUAUUUAUUAUUUAGGUUAUUCGUUCGAUGAGUUUGGGAUAAAUAUAAGGACGAGUGAUUUGAGCAAAUUCCGGUUACUUCCCGGAGAGUUAUCCUACGAUUAUUGCGUCUUCAUGGGCACAAAACACUCGUCUUUAAUGCCACUAUUGAACGAACAUUUAUCCAGAUUAAGAGAGUCAGGAUUGAUUUACUAUUACAUGUAUGAUGCGCUGAGAGUGCAGGCCUACAAUAAAUAUUUUAUUGUUUCUAAUGCCAAUCGAAAGGAAAAGAAGGACUACAUCAAGUUGAAUUUCAACAGUAUCGAAGGAGUGUUUCUUUGCUGGGCUAUUGGAAUUGCCAUAUCUAUUGUACAGUUUUUGAGAGAAUUAUACACUUACAAUUAA